AUGUGGGGAUGGUUGCAGUCUUGCUCUCCAGUUGCCUUUUGGGGUUCUGCCUGCAAGGCUUCUGCAAAGGGUAAAGUAGAAUACCUGGUGAAGUGGAAAGGAUGGCCCCCGAAAUACAGCACAUGGGAGCCAGAGGAUCAUAUCUUGGACCCUCGCCUGGUAGUGGCUUAUGAAGAAAAGGAAGAGAGAGACCGUGCAUCGGGGUACAGGAAAAGAGGCCCCAAACCAAAGCGCCUCCUACUGCAGCGGCUGUAUGGGAUGGAUUUGAGGAGUGCCCACAAGGGAAAGGAGAAGCUCUGUUUCUCUCUCGCGCGGAGGUUUGGAGGAGGAGACAGUAGCCUGCCAGGGGCCAAGCCAGGGCAGGCAGAGUUCUCAGAGAAGACUGCGGGAACAGUCCUGCCAUUCUCUCUCCGGAAGCAACGCAAAAACCAGAAGUACCUGCGACUGUCAAGGAAGAAGUUCCCCCGCAUGGCGAGCCUGGAGAGCCGAAACUGCAGGCAUGAGUUCUUCCUGAAUGAUGCAGUGGACCUAGAGGGCAGGCAGGGCCCUGAGGACUGGGAGGCCAUGCAGCACACCAGCAAAGAAGCAGAUGUGGAUGGCAGUCUCCCUUGGAUUCCCACUGUGCCCCCCAGCGAAGUGACAGUGACAGACAUCACGGCAAACUCCAUUACCGUCACUUUCAGAGAAGCACAAGUGGCUGAGGGCUUCUUCCGAGACCGGAGUGCGCAGUUCUGAAUCUCCAUUUUCAGUGGUCCCCAAAACCAGUGCUUUUACAAUACGCAAAAAAGGGCAGUAUAGGGGGUGCGUGUUUGUUGUUGCUUUGUCCAUCUGAAAAACUGACAGCCCUUUCCCUGGCAAAGACUCCCCUCCUAGAUGUGAAAGCAGCAAGCUGAACAAUUCGCCUUUUAUCCUGUUAAGUGGCGGCAGCUGCAUUUGUGGGGAGAGGGCAUGUGGAGGUGGAAGGAGAGCUGGAUCUCUAGCCUGCCGCCUUGUUCUGCAAUUGAUAUCCCCUGGAUAAAGAUACUUCCCUGUGCAUUGCUCUUCCCACCUUCCUCCUCCCUCUCUUCCUGCAGCAGUGAGAGGCGAUGGAUCCUACCUGUGUAGAUAACUCCAGGCUGUUAAGACUUUCUCUCCAGUGCUGUUUUCCCUGUGGCCUGCUGUCAGGACUUCAGAACCAUAUUUGCCUGUCUGUGAGAAAGCAUGAACCUUGUGGGUGUCGAACCACCUGAAUUCCACCCAAGUAGCUGGUCAAGAUGUGAAGGCCUACAAAACAGCCCCAGGACAAUUGGAAGGAGAGAGAAGCAAUCACUUAAAAUGGAAUUCAGACCCUUGAAAUACUUUUCUGUAACAAGCAGUCCUGGAGUGAUGACCGCUUUUUCUUUUCCACCUCUCUUUUGCUUGCACCCUUAAUUUCUUGAAGUACAGUGGCUUAGCUGGGAGCAGGUGGGAGAUGAUUCCUAGUUAACUGGGAGUUGUAGAGAGGAGCAGAGCUCAGCAGGAGCACGUAAUGGCUGAUAGUGGGGAGAUGGAUUGCUACCAAGUUGGGAUGAGAUAGAAGCUUUACUGCUGAGAUUGUUUCUAUCUGCUGUGAGUGGCUCUGCGAAGAUGCUAGGGGUUCUUGUCCAAGAGUGCCAGUCGGAUGUUGAAAGGGAGAGCUCAUCAGACAGUUCGGAACCUCUAUCACAGCUUAUCUCGUUACUGGGGUAGCACAGUUUUGACUGGGAGGGAGAUUUUGGAGGAGGUGGUGGAAAGCCUUUUUUUUUUUUAUUUAUUUAUUUUUUAACCAGAAAAUGUAGUGUCAGCACAAAGAAGCUUUUUGCAAAUCUGUCAA
Haliaeetus leucocephalus (bald eagle) is the source of this 1831-nucleotide messenger RNA. RefSeq names its product chromobox homolog 7 (gene CBX7). Gene Ontology annotation, biological process: negative regulation of transcription by RNA polymerase II. The transcript is spliced from 8 exons. The record is from RefSeq and is a predicted model, not a curated record. Lineage: Eukaryota; Metazoa; Chordata; Aves; Accipitriformes; Accipitridae. Bases 1 to 735 code for a protein of 244 amino acids. Gene Ontology annotation, cellular component: PRC1 complex.